Molecule: messenger RNA, 1881 nt
Organism: Lycium ferocissimum
Lineage: Eukaryota; Viridiplantae; Streptophyta; Magnoliopsida; Solanales; Solanaceae
Product: acetate--CoA ligase CCL3
Exons: 3
Coding region: 75-1775 (566 amino acids)
Source: RefSeq, a predicted model, not a curated record
ACAUACACAAAAUCUGAGCCAUCACCGUUAUUAUAUAGAGAGAGAGUGUGUAUUUUUUAGUGAGAGAAAGAAAUAUGGCGAUGAGAGAUAUAGAUGAUUUACCAAAGAACAAGGCGAACUACACCGCUUUAACGCCGUUAUGGUUUUUAGAGAGAGCUGCAACGGUGUUUCCAAAUCGGAAAUCUUUAAUUCACGGUUCCGUUGAGUACACGUGGCAACAAACUUAUCAACGUUGCCGUCAAUUAGCAUCUGCUCUUAAUAAACGUUCCGUUACCUUUGGAAGCACGGUUGCAGUUAUUGCCCCAAACGUCCCCGCUCUGUACGAAGGUCAUUUUGGAAUUCCAAUGGCUGGAGCUGUUAUAAAUGCUGUCAAUGUCCGUCUAAAUGCACAAACAAUUGCUUUUCUUUUGGGUCAUUGCUCAGCUGCUGUUGUCAUGGUGGACCAAGAGUAUUUUCCGUUGGCCGAGGAAGCUUUAAAAGUAUGGGAAAAUAACAGUAAAGGAAAAUUCAAGGCUCCGCUUCUGAUUGUAAUUGCUGAUAGGAACUGUGAUCCAAUACCAGUCCAAUAUGCUCUUGAGAAAGGGGCAAUUGAAUAUGAGAAAUUCCUAGAAACUGGCGAUCCAGACUUUUCAUGGAAGCCACCAGAGGAUGAGUGGCAAAGCAUUGCUUUGGGCUAUACUUCCGGCACAACAGCUAGUCCUAAAGGAGUGGUGCUGCACCAUCGUGGCGCUUAUCUUAUGGCUAUGAGUAAUGCUGUGAUUUGGAGUAUGCAAGAGGGAGCUGUGUAUCUGUGGACUCUGCCACUGUUCCACUGUAAUGGAUGGUGUUUCGUUUGGACACUUGCUGCGAUUUGUGGGACUAACAUAUGCCUUAGACAGGUAACAGCAAAGGCUGUUUAUUCAGCCAUAGCCCAUCUUGGUGUCACUCAUUUUUCUGCUGCACCUGUGGUACUCAACACCAUAGUUAACGCCCCAAAAGAGGAGACCAUCCUUCCUCUGCCUCGUCUUGUGCACGUAAGCACAGCCGGUGCAUCUCCUCCUCCAUCUGUUCUUGCUGCAAUGUCACAACGUGGCUUCCGUGUCUUACACACUUAUGGCCUUUCUGAAACCUAUGGCCCAUCCACUCUAUGCACGUGGAAGCCCGAGUGGGAUUUACUUCCCCCAGACGUACAGGCACGUCUGCAUGCACGCCAAGGUGUCAGAUACGUUGGUCUGGAGCAUUUAGAUGUUGUCAGUACAAAAGACAUGACACCUGUCCCAGCGGACGGAAAAACAGUAGGAGAGAUUGUCUUCAGAGGUAAUGUUGUAAUGAAAGGUUACCUGAAGAAUCCUAAAGCUAACGAGGAAGCUUUUGCUGGAGGCUGGUAUCACUCGGGUGAUCUUGCAGUUAAGCAUCUGGAUGGAUACAUAGAAAUCAAAGACAGAUCAAAGGACAUCAUCAUUUCUGGCGGCGAAAACAUAAGCAGCGUCGAGGUCGAAAAUAUCCUGUAUCUACAUCCAGCAAUACUAGAGGUCUCCGUGGUGGCAAGGCCCGACGAGCAAUGGGGGGAGUCACCGUGUGCAUUCGUAACGUUAAAGCCCGACGUGAAGAAAACAGAUCAACAAAAGUUGGCAGAAGAUAUUAUCAACUUCAGUCGCUCGAAAAUGCCUAAGUACUGGGUUCCAAAAUCAGUUGUUUUUGGACCAUUGCCUAAGACUGCUACUGGGAAAAUACAAAAGCACUUGUUGAGGACCAAGGCAAAGGAGAUGGGACCAGUGAAGAAGAGUAGAUUGUAAUUAUAAUGGUCCAUGGCUAGAUAAUACUGAAGUAUGUUUUCUCAUUAUCAAUCAAAUUAUACUUUAAUUUAUCAAGAAAAUAAUACAAAGGCAUCUUCUUAUUUUG